GGCAGCCUGAACCUUAAUCUUAUGGCCAGCAAGAUGACCGUGUCGUGUUUGGUCUCCUCCAAUGGAGCCAUAUAAAGUGUAUUGAGCCGCGGCGUUCUUCAACGACUCUUUUUGCAGUGCCACCUCUCCAACAUAUCUUCACUUCUUUUACCCAGUCUUGAUCAACAUCUCCCUCCUGACCAACACUUCCUAGACCAACAACGCCAUGGCCACGAGGGAGCUACUCAUCGUUAUUCUAAACCAUACCAACGAGGAGCUCAACACAGAGCCUGAAUGGCCAACUCUCAAUCACGGCCAAUGGAACAAGACGCCAGACUUACAGCCGCCGCAGACAAUACUAGCAGGGGAGAGCGGCAUGCUACGCUGCAAGUCGAGUCAUAUAGGCGGAGGCCUUGAUGGUUCGAUCACAUACCGCAUCGUCGGAUUCGAGGGGAGGAACGAAGUUGCGUUUAUGUGGAGUGUCCCGUAUGUUGGGGCAAAUAAAUUUGAUGCCUCAUGUGCUGUAUCUGACUUUGGAGUCGAGAUCUUAGGCGGGCGGGGUAGGGAGGCUGUCGUUGUCUUUGUUUUUGCCCCGAGUGAUGGUGUGCGGGCAGCUGUUACCAAGUAUCCUGUCGAGUGUGCCAAGAGUCUUGUAGGUGGCUUCAACCACAAAUGA
Messenger RNA from Fusarium oxysporum Fo47, 655 nucleotides. RefSeq lists its product as uncharacterized. The transcript has 2 exons. Bases 206 to 655 code for a protein of 149 amino acids. The record is from RefSeq and is a predicted model, not a curated record. Lineage: Eukaryota; Fungi; Ascomycota; Sordariomycetes; Hypocreales; Nectriaceae.